AUGUCAGCGAUUCCUAUGAUCAGCACCGAUAUCAAAAAACGGUAUCAAGUCGUCCGUGAUGCCAUUGAACCGAUCAAAGAACCUGAGUUCAAAAAGCAGAACAUCCGCCACGAUCAUCGCCUCAUUGAUGAUAUGGUAGCGUACAUGAUGAAGAGCGAGGUGGGAUUUGUCUUGUCUUUGAAGAACUACGAUGGCGAUGUCCAAUCCAACCUUGUCGCGCAGGGCUUGGGGUCGCUAGGCUUGAUGAACUCAGUUCUCACCACAGCAGACGGCAAAGCGUUUGAGAGCGAAGCUGCUCACGGCACUGUGACACGCCAUUUCCGCGCGUACCAAAGAGGGGAGAAGACGUCCACGAAUCCUAUAGCGACCAUCUUUACCUAG
This is a messenger RNA of Talaromyces rugulosus, 381 nucleotides long. RefSeq lists its product as uncharacterized. Lineage: Eukaryota; Fungi; Ascomycota; Eurotiomycetes; Eurotiales; Trichocomaceae. The coding region runs from base 1 to 381 and encodes 126 amino acids. The record is from RefSeq and is a predicted model, not a curated record. Gene Ontology annotation, biological process: isocitrate metabolic process. The transcript is spliced from 3 exons. Gene Ontology annotation, molecular function: magnesium ion binding; isocitrate dehydrogenase (NADP+) activity; NAD binding.